AUGUUCGACGACUGGUUCGACCCGGAGGAGGAGUCGCUCCAGGGCGACGUCGAGGCGCUGAACUCGGACGUCGAGAGCGACCGGAGCUCCCUCGGCUCCGCGGGGUCCGACGCGUCGGACCUCGAGGAAUUGCAGAGCCACAUCUCGUCCGCGGCCGCGACGCUGCUCGAGGCCGGCGCGGACCACUACAACGCCGUCGUCGACACGCUGCUCCGCCACGGCGCGGACAUCGAGGCGCCGGACGCCGUCGGCCGCACGCCGCUCCACGCGGCCAUCGACCGCGGCGACUUUGGGCUCUGCGGCAUCCUGAUGGACCGCGGCGCGGACGUCAACGCGGUCGACUACGCGGGCUUCUCGUGCCUGAGCCUCGCGGCGCGGCGCGGCCGCGUGCUCAUCGCGCGGAGUCUGGUCAGGCGCGGCGCGGAGCGGUCCGUCGACGGCAACGUGCGCGAUUCGCGCGACAUGACGCCCCUCAUGCUCGCGGCGAAGGCGGACCGCGUCGACGCGGUCCAGGCGCUCGUCAACAUCGCGGACGUCGACAUCCUGGCCACGGACAAGAAGGGCCAGACGGCGCUCCACAUGGCCGCGCGCGUCGGCAGCGUCAAGACCGUCAAGGCCCUGCUCAAGUGCGGCCACGACGUGCGCGUCAUGGACCACGAGGGCAACCAGCCCGUCCACGCGGCGUGCCGCGGCGGCGACGUGCUCACGGUGGAGACCCUGGUCGCCUACGACGCGCCCCUGGGCUGCCGGAACUGGGCGGGCUUCACGCCCAUCGGCGUCGCGCGC
Aureococcus anophagefferens is the source of this 786-nucleotide messenger RNA. RefSeq lists its product as hypothetical. The transcript has 2 exons. Lineage: Eukaryota; Pelagophyceae; Pelagomonadales; Pelagomonadaceae. The annotation marks the transcript as partial. The record is from RefSeq and is a predicted model, not a curated record. Gene Ontology annotation, molecular function: protein binding.